CGUGAACCCAGGAGGUGGAGGUUGCAGUGAGCUGAGAUCGCGCCACUGCACUCCAGCCUGGGUGACAGAGAGAGACUCCGUCUCAAAAAAAAAAAAGUAGUAACCACAAAAUGAGCGAUUGGCCUUCAUCAACAUUGAGAAGAAUGGGCUAUUUUCAAGAGACCAUUAAGAGAGGAAGAAAAGGCAAGCUUUAGGGAUACAUAUAUUUAUUUUAUAUAUAUAUAUAUAUAUAUAUUUUUUUUUUUUUUUUUUUUUUUUUUUUUUUUUGAGACAGAGUCUUGCUUUGUUGCCAGGCUGGAGUGCAGUGGCGCGAUCUCGGCUCACUGCAACCUCUGCCUCCAGGGUUCAAGCGAUUCCCCUGCCUCAGCCUCCCAAGUAGCUGGGACUACAGGCGUGCGCUGCCACACCAGGCUAAUUUUUUGUAUUUUAGUAGAGAUGAGGUUUCACCGUGUUGGCCAGGAUGUUCUUGAUCUCCUGAUCUCAUGAUCCGCCCGCCUCGGCCUCCCGAAGUGCUGGGAUUAUAGGCGUGAGCCACUGCACCCAGCCUGCAAUAUGCAUAUUUUUGACAAAGGAAUUACACCCAGAACUUCUGUGCAUCAAUAAGAAAAAUAUAGCCAGCUUUUUUUUUUUUUUUUUCUUUUGGAGAUGGAGUCUGGCUCUGUCGCCCAGGCUGGAGUGCAGUGGCUCGAUGUCUGCUCACUGCAAGCUCCGCCUCCCAGGUUCACGCCAUUCUCCUGCCUCAGCCUCCCGAAUAGCUGGGACUACAGGCGCCCGUCACCGCGCCCGGCUAAUUUUUUUGUAUUUUUAGUAGAGACAGGGUUUCACUGUGUUAGCCAGGAUGGUCUCGAUCUCCUGACCUCGUGAUCCGCCCGCCUCGGCCUCCCAAAGUGCUGGGAUUACAGGCGUGAGCCACCGCGCCCGGCCUGCAAUAUAUAUAUAUUUUUGACAAAGGAAUUACACCCAGAACUUCUGUGCAUCAAUAAGAAAAAUAUAGCCAGCUUUUUUUUUUUUUUAACUAGGCAAAAUACUUGAACACAAGCACUUCACAAAAGAGGAUAUCAGAAUGGUUAAUGAGCACAUGAAAAGAUGGUCAUCAUUAAUACUCAUUAAGAAAAUGCAAAUUAAGGCUGGGCGUGGUGGCUCACGCCUGUAAUCCCAGCAUUUUGGGAGGCCAAGGCGGGAGGAUCACCUGAGGUCAGGAGUUCAAGACCAGCCUGGCCAACACAGUGAAACCCUGUCUCUACUACAAAUAACAAAAAUGAGCCGGGCCUGGUGGCAGGCGCCUAUAGUCCUAACUACUGGGGAGGCUGAGGCAGGAGAAUCGCUUUAACCUGGGAGGCAGAGGUUUCAGUGAGCCGGGAUCAUGCCACUGCACUCCAGCCUGGGUGACAGAGUGAGACUCCAUCUCAAAAAAACAAACAAACAAACAAAAAAAAUGCAAAUUAAGGGCAAAUGAGGUAUUACUAGGCAUCCACCAAAUUGGCUAAAAUUAAAGCAACUGACAAUCCCAAGUGUGGAUGACCAUUGAGCGCAAUUGGAACUCUCAUACGCUGUGGAUGGAGUCUCGCUCUGUUACCCAGGCUGGAGUGCAGUGGCGCGAUCUCGGCUCACUGCAAGAUGAAAGUCUAAAUUGUUUCAACCGCUUUGGAAAACUUGGGCACUAUCUACUAAAGGUUUUUUUUUUUUUUUUUAAAUGGAGUUUUGCUCUUGUCUCCCAGGCCGGAGUGCAGUGGAUCUCGGCUCACUGCAACCUCAGCCUCCACCUCUUAGGUUCCAGUGAUUCUCCUGUCUCAGCCACCCGAGUAGCUGGGAUUACAGGCACCCACCACCAUGCCCAGCUAAUUUUGGUAUUUUUAGUAGAGACGGGGUUUCACCUUGUUGGCCAGGCUGGUCUCGAAUUCCUGACCUCAGGCCACCACACACGGCCUAUUUACUAAAAUUAAACAUAUAUAUACCUUAUGACUUGGCCAAAUGCACUGUAUAUGCAUUUCUAGGUGCAUAUACAGUAGAAUUAGUGCAUAUUUUCACCAAAAGACAUAAAUAAGAAUGUUCAUAGCUACUGCAUUCAUAAUAAAGUGCUGAGAUUAUAGGCGUGAUCCACUGCACCUGGCUUGGUAAUGUACUUUCAUACUUUAAUAAGUCUGCCAAUCACAGCACUUUGGGAGGCCAAGGAGGGCGGAUCACGAGGUCAGGAGAUCGAAACCAUCCUGGCUAAUAUGGUGAAACCCCGUCUCUACUAAAAAUACAAAGAAAUUAGCCGGGCACGGUGGCAUGCGCCUGUGGUCCCAGCUACUUGGGAGGCUGAGGCAGGAGAAUUGCUUGAACCCAGGAGGCGGAGGUUGUGGUGAGCCGAGAUUGCACCACUGCACUCUAGCCUGGCCUACAGAGCAAGACUCCAUCUCAAAAAAAAAAAAAAGUCUGCCUUUCUUUACUUACCACUGUAUAGUCAUGUCUCACCCGCCAUGGUUAUUAGCGAAUGAGAUACAUAAAGAGGUGCCUGAGUGAAUCCUUGGGGUUCUAGACAUAGUUCUCCUCGAUCUCACUCUGAGCAGCAACCCAACUUUCCCUUGCUCGUAACAAUCUAUGAUCCCCGCUGGAAUAGAAACUCCUUCUCUCUCUAUUGGUUCAGUGAAUGAAGAUCCCAAAAUGACCACGAAGUAGACUCAGUUUCCAAUGGACCAGAACCACAACUCUGUUCCCUGGGAUAAAAUAGGGAAUUCCAUGGGCUGGGUGAGGUGGCUCACGCCUGUAAUCCCAGCACGUUGAGAGGCUGAGGCGGGUGGAUCACCUGAGGUCGGGAGUUUGAGACCAGCCUGGCCAACAUGGAGAAACCUCAUCUCUACUAAAAAUACAAAAUUAUCCCGGCGUGGCGGCGCCUGCCUAUAAUCCCAGCUACUCGGGAGGCCAACGCAGGAGAAUCACUUGAACCCAGGAGGCGGACGUUGUGGUGAGCCGAGAUCACACCAUUGCACUCUCAUCUGCAGGUGCGUGGAGUCUUCUUAUGUGCAAGCUUAGGAGCUGAGCAAUUCUCCCACAGACCAGCGCCUAAAUAAACUUGUAGGAUAAAGCGAAACUCCAUCUCAAAAAAAAAAAAAAUAGCGAAUUCCUUGUGUGUUAGGAUCUCAAACUCCAGUGAGCCCUGAGUUGGGUAGAUGAAAACAAAAGUUCCUUCAGUGAGUUAUUAGAUGUUAUAUGCAAGGAAACACUACCACCUCCACUCUUGGUUUGCAGGCGUGUACUGCAUAUUAUUGAACAACAGCCCAGUCUUACAGGGUGUGGUCUCUUAGCUGGAGUCACAACUGAGCCUUCCAUAGGCUUGCUUCAGUAGCCUUCUGUAGGCCACUCUACCAUCCAUCUGGGUAACAGGGCACAUGAUGAAUCCCAAAGGCAUGAGCCCAUUGUCAAAAUUCCUUCACCUUAGUGUAAAGUUCUCAGUCAAAAGAGAUGUGAAUGGCUGGGCGUGGUGGCUCACGCCUGUAAUCCCAGCACUUUGGGAGGCCAAGGCAGGUGGAUCACUUGAGGUCAGGAGUUCGAUACCAGCCUGGACAACAUGUUGAAACCCCAUCUCUACUAAAAAUGCAAAACUUAGCUGGGCAUGGAGGAGGGCGCCUGUAAUCCCAGCUGCUCAGGAGGCUGAGGCAGGAGAAUCGCUUGAACCCGGGAGGUGGAGGUUGCAGUGAGCCGAGACUACACCACUGCACUCCAGCUUGGGCGACAGAGUGAGACUCUGUCUCAAAAAAAAAAAAAAAAAAAGAAGAAAAAGAAAAAAAAAGACUGAGAGGAUCAAUUUCUAUGUUUAUUCAAAGAAACCAUAAACAUCAGUCCCAUGGGGACAAUUGGGCUGGUUUCACCACAAGAACUAAAUCCUGGGCCCCCUUUCCUGGUGGCCAGGAUGGGUUGGAGCUGAGAGCUGCUGCUCACUUGUCCAGCUUUUGUUUCGUUGCUCUAUCAUCUGCAUGGUAUUGGGAACUACCAGAAGAGUGUUGUUGGAGAGCAGGCUGGGUUUCUGCCAGGGACGUGAGCUGCGUGUGACUCAGGAAUGCACCUGCAUGUCUCGGCUCACCUGGAGACAGCAUCAGCUGACAUUCCUGAUGGAGAGCAGGGAGGAUGCUCAGGGCCUUCUAUCAUCACUUUGGGAUUCCUCCAGGUGACUGGCCCGAUGCCCAGCUCAGAGAGAAGAGACUUUCUGCUUUCAACCUGAGAGCAGAACCCUCAUCUGCAGGUGGUGAUGUUCUGGACUCUGAUGCUGAACGGUCCUUUACCCAGAGCCCUGCGGAAUUCGGAGCACCCAACUCUCCAGGCGAGCGCCUGUGAUGUCCUGUCUUCCAUCUUGCCAGAGGCCUUCAGCAAUCUGCCGAAUGACAGGCAGAUCCUGUGCAUCGCAGUGCUGCUCGGGCUGAAUGACAGCAAGAAUCGCUUAGUGAAAGCUGCAACUUCACGGGCCCUGGGAGUCUAUGUGCUUUUUCCCUGUCUCAGACAGGUCAGAGUGAGCCUAUUUAGCUCUUCUGUGCCCCUUUUGUAGUCCAUGACACCCCUAUUUUGUGGAUAUAGAGCUCCUGCAUUGGAUGGAUGUCAUAUUUGUUGCAGACGCAGCAAAUACAUAUUGAUGUCACUUGAAGACAAGUCUCUGAAUGUUCGAGCCAAAGCAGCCUGGUCCCUGGGCAACCUGACAGACACUCUGAUUGUCAACAUGGAAACACCAGACCCAAGUUUCCAGGAAGAGUUCUCUGGUCUCCUCCUCUUGAAAAUGUUACGAUCAGCUAUAGAAGCAUCCAAGGAUGAAGACAAGAACUGCCUUACUCUUCUGGAUGAUGAGGAUCAUAGAUUGGAAUAUGUGAAAAUUCAGGAUGAACAACACCUGGUAAUUGAAGUUCGCAACAAAGAUACGAGUUGGCCUGAGGAGAUGUCUUUUAUAGCAAACAGUAGUAAAAUAGAUAGACACAAGGUUCCCAUAGCAAAGGGAGCCACAGGUCUAAGCAACCUGGGAAACACAUGCUACAUGAACUCAAGCAUCCAGUGCAUUAGUAACACACAGCCACUGACAUAGUAUUUUAUCUCAGGGAGACAUCUUUAUGAACUCAGCAGGACAAAUCCCAUUGGUAUGAAGGGGCAUAUGGCUAAAUGCUAUGGUGAUUUAGUACAGGAACUUUGGAGUGGAACUCAGAAGAAUGUUGCCCCAUUAAAGCUUCAGAGGACCAUAGCAAAAUAUGAUCCCAGGUUUAAUGAGUUUCAGCAACAAGACGCCCAAGAACUUCUGGCUUUUCUCUUGGAUAGUCUUCAUGAAGAUCUCAACCAAGUCCAUGAAAAGCCAUAUGUGGAACUGAAGGACCGUGAUGGCCGACCAGACUGGGAAGUAGCUGCAGAGGCCUGGGAAAACCAUCUAGGAAGAAAUAAGUCAAUUGUUGUGGAUUUGUUCAAUGGGCAGCUAAGAUCUCAAGUCAAAUGCAAGACAUGUGGACGUAUAAGUGUCCGAUUUGACCCUUUCAUUUUUUUGUCUUUGCCACUACCAAUGGACAGUUAUAUGCACUUAGAAAUAACAGUGAUUAAGUUAGAUGGUACUACCCCUGUACGGUAGGGACUAAGACUGAAUACGGAUGAAAAGUACACAGGUUUAAAAAACCAGCUGAGUGAUCUCUGUGGACUUAAUUGAGAACAAAUCCUUCUAGCAGAAGUACAUGGUUCCAACAUAAAGAACUUUCCUCAGGACAACCAAAAAGUACAACUCUCAGUGAGCGGAUUUUUGUGUGCAUUUGAAAUUCCUGUCCCUGCACCUCCAAUUUCAGCUUCUAGUCCAACACAGACAGAUUUCUCCCCUUCACCAUCUACAAAUGGAAUGUUCACCCUAACUACCAAUGGGGACCUACCCCGAUCAAUAUUUGUCCCCAAUGGAAUGCCAAACACUAUUGUGCCAUGUGGAAAUGAGAAGAACUUCACAAAUGGAAUGGUUAAUGGUCACAUGCUAUCUCUUCCUGACAGCCCCGUUACAGGUUACAUCAUUGCAGUCCACCGAAAAAUGAUGAGAACAGAACAGUAUUUCCUGUCAUUUCAGGAGAAUCACCCCAGCCUCUUUGGAAUGCCAUUGAUUGUUCCAUGUACUGUGCAUACCCGGAAGAAAGACCUGUAUGAUGCGAUUUGGAUUCAAGUAUCCUGGUUAGCGAGCCCACUCCCACCUCAGGAAGCUAGUAAUCAUGCCCAGAAUCGUGAUGACAGUAUGGGCUAUCAAUAUCCAUUCACUCUACGAGUUGUGCAGAAAUAUGGGAACUCCUAUGCUUGGUGCCCAUGGUCUAGUUUUUGCAGAGGCUGUAAAAUUCAUUGUGGGGAAGACAGAGCUUUCAUUGGAAAUGCCUAUAUUGCUGUGGAUUGGGACCCCACAGCCCUUCACCUUCGCUAUCAAACAUCCCAGGAAAGGGUUGUAGAUGAGCAUGAGAGUGUGGAGCAGAGUCGGCGAGUGCAAGCCGAGCCCAUCAACCUGGAUGGCUGUCUCCAUGCUUUCACCAGUGAGGAAGAGCUGGGGGAAAAUGGGAGCUACUGUUCCAAGUGUAAGACCCACCGCUUAGCAACAAAGCAGCUGGAUCUCUGGAGGCUUCCACCCUUCCUGAUUAUUCACCUUAAGCGAUUUCAACGUGUAAAUUGUCAGUGGAUAAAAUCUCAGGAAAUUGUCACAUUUCCUCGGGAAAGUUUUGAUCUGAGUACUUUUCUGGUACCAAGAGACCUGGCUGUCUGCCAGCAUAAACCACUCACACCCCAGGGGGAUGAGCUCUCCAAGCCCAGGAUUCUGGCAAGAGAGGUGAAGAAAGUGGAUGCACGGUGUUCGGCUGGGCAAGGGGACGUGCUCCUGAGCAAAAGCCCAUCCUCACUCAGCGCCGACAUCACCAGCAGCCUGAAAGGUUCUCCUUCAUCAAGAAAACGUGGAACCAGCUGUCCCUCCAGCAAAAACAGCAGCCGUAAUAGCAGCCCACGGACUUUGGGGAGGAGCAAAGGGAGGCUCCAGCUGCUGCCCCAGAGUGGCAGCAAAAAUAAACUGUCAAGUAGUAAGAAGAACUUGGAUGUCAGCAAAGAGAAUGGGGCUGGGCAGAUCUGUGAGCUGGCUGACGCCUUGAGCAGAGGGCAUAUGCCGGGGGGCAGCCAGCCAGAGCUGGUCACUCCUCAGGACCACGAGGUAACUUUGGCCAAUGGAUUCCUUUAUGAGCAUGAAGCAUGUGGCGAUGGCUGUGGCAAUGGCUUCAGCAAUGGUCAGCUUGGAAACCACAGUGAAGAAGACGGCACUGAUGACCAAAGAGAAGACACUCAUAUUAAGCCUAUUUAUAAUCUCUACACAAUUUCACGCCAUUCAGGAAUUCUGGAUGGGGGCCAUUAUGUCGCUUAUGCCAAAAACCCAAACUGCAAGUGGUACUAUUACAAUGACAGCAGCUGUAAGGAACUUCACCCUGAUGAAAUUGACACCGACUCUGCCUACAUUCUUUUCUAUGAGCAGCAGGGGAUAGACUAUGCACAAUUUCUGCCAAAGAUUGAUGGCAAAAAGAUGGCAGACAGCAGUAUGGAUGAAGAGUUUGAGGCUGAUUAUGAAAAGGAUUGUAUGUUACAGGAAAGCUACCACUCUGGCUGCUAGACAGCUUGGUGGUGAGGGAGAUGACUCCUUGUAGCUGAUGGCAAAAGUGUCACUGAAAGGCAAGCUAAAUGUAGUUAUUUUAUCCUGUUAGAAUAGAAAUUCUAAUUAAAAUAGUCAACUUUAAGAGUAGUAAUAAUUUUAUUUUGAAGUCUCAUACAAGCUGUCCGAUAGAGAACUUUCAGGCAGAUCCCACCAUUAGCCUGUAAACAAAAGGUGUGGCACCAGCCACCUGGGACCAAAUAAGAAUUCAAUUGUGCUUGUCCAGAUAGGAACAAAUAUGUAGUGAGUAUAGAAUUUAUCAAUAAUCAUAACAAAUAUUAAAGAUUUCCUUGGAGUCAAAAUAAAAAACAAAAAAUUGUAAUGUUGUCUAGGGAUGACAUGAUAUGCUACCUCCUUUUUCCUGAAGUUUUAUUCCAUUAUAUUGACAAGAUGUAGAAAGCAAGAUCAUGAAGGUGUGCAAAUGAUUCUUACGGCAUGGGCGAGGAUUUUUCCAUUUAUUUUUUAAACUGCUUCCAUACCCUUUGUCUUUCUUGCUUUUUGUUUUUGCCGUUGUGUUUAUGUUUGAGACGCAACUAGUCGUUGGUGGCAGGGGCAUAGAGUGGUCAGUCUGAAAGGGAGGCUUUCUUAAGAGCUAUGUGCCUUCCACCCAGAGGGAGACCCAGUAGAAAGAAAAACCAUCCUGGGAAAUCCAGCUACCAUGGCCCUCCCAGUGGAGGCAUCUUACAUUUAGGAUACUUCAAGUAUCCUCAGAAAUGUAUUCUGCACCCCCGGCCCUGCCCAUGCUGAUAGAGUAUAAAUAAAAUAGUGUUGAUGUACUGAAAUAUGAACUGUAUAAAAAGUAUUUGUAAUUGUAUAUGGGGUGUACCCGUUUAUCUGUAACUAUUAUCCAAACAAAUUAAAUACUGUGGAUGCCUCUAUGUGCUGUUUUUCCUCAUACAAGUAAACACAGAAUGUCA
This is a messenger RNA of Symphalangus syndactylus (siamang), 8565 nucleotides long. RefSeq names its product ubiquitin carboxyl-terminal hydrolase 32-like. NCBI's taxonomy places the organism in Eukaryota, Metazoa, Chordata, Mammalia, Primates, Hylobatidae. Gene Ontology annotation, biological process: protein deubiquitination. Gene Ontology annotation, molecular function: cysteine-type deubiquitinase activity. The record is from RefSeq and is a predicted model, not a curated record. Gene Ontology annotation, cellular component: Golgi apparatus.